AUGGAACGAUUCAUUAUGCCUGCCGAAAUGGAACCAUUAGAUGUUAAUUCAACUGCGCGUGACGUAGAGGAGUAUUUGGAACGGUUCGAUAUAUGGCGCCUCACAAAAUCCGAUAUGGAUGAUAAGAAACUCACUGCAUAUUUCCUACAUUUCGUUGGCAAGGAUGCGCAUACGUUGAUCAAAAAUUUAGUGUGGCGGAUGUG
Messenger RNA from Opisthorchis viverrini, 203 nucleotides. RefSeq lists its product as hypothetical. The transcript has 2 exons. The record is from RefSeq and is a predicted model, not a curated record. NCBI's taxonomy places the organism in Eukaryota, Metazoa, Platyhelminthes, Trematoda, Opisthorchiida, Opisthorchiidae. The annotation marks the transcript as partial.